GAGCCGUGAGCAGUUGGGCGCGAGGCAGGAGGGCGAAGCAACCGCUGUCAAUCCCCUGUGGGAGGACUCUGCCCUUCCCUAGAAGGAGCGGGAGAAAAUGACCAAGUUUCAGGAGACAGUGACCUUCAAGGACAUGGCUAUGGUCUUCACCCAGGAGGAUCUUGGACUGCUGGACUCUGCCCAGAGGAAGCUGUACCAAGAUGUGGUACUAGAGAACUUCGGGAACCUGCUCUCAGUGGGCUAUCAACCCUUCAGCCUAGACAUGGUAUUAUGGUUGGUAAGAGAAGAGAAGUUUUCAAUGAUGGAGACAGAAACCCAAGGAGAUGGGUAUUCAGGACACAGGAAUCAAAAUGAGAUAGAGGUUCUUCAUGAAGUAGGAUUAAAAUACCUUUCGCUUGAAGACCUUAUGUGCUGGCAAAUAUGGAAACAAUUUACAAGGAAAUUAACUGGAAAUCAAGACUUGCUAAUAAAUCUUCAAGGCAAGAGGUCCAUGUUAGCAAAACAAGGUGAUUCUCUCUGCUGGGUGUGGUCAGGAGAGUCUAUUCAGGUUUCUGAAGAUAAGAACUAAGUAAUAAAAUGUCAAGGGGAGAGUUCCAGUAGUAUCAAAAAUAAAGAGUUUUCAAUUAGGAUCCCCUGGAAUUUCUGGAGGAAAAUGUAUCUGAGAGAGUCACACAAUUAUCAGAGUAAGUGUCAGCAAAUUGAUGUAAAAAAUAAACUCUCUGAAUGUGACCAUUGUGUUAGACAAAGGAUUGCUCAUCACUGUGAUGAUCAGAGAGUACACAAAAGAGAGAAAGCUGUUAGCCACAAUAAUUGUGGAAAAGACUUUAUGAAAAAAUCAUCCCAGUGUAGUAUAAUUCAACCAGGAAAGCAAGCCUCUGAUGAGAAUGGAAGAGGCUUUAGCUCUAAUCUUCAGCUCCAUCAGCAAUUGCACUUAGGAGACAAGCCCCAUGUAGGUACUGAGUAUAGAAAAGCCAUGGUUUGUAGCUCAGUGCUUCCCAUGCAUCAGAGUGUCCACACAAGACAGAAAUGCCGUAGGAGUGAUGAGCAUAGUGAAGGUUUCAGUCAGAGCUUGCAUCUGCAACCUCUUCAGAGAGUCAGCACAGGAGAGAAACCCUGCAGAUGCCAGCUAUGUGCCCAGAGCUCCUUUCUCCCAACUCAUGAGCUUUCUCCUGGAGAGAAGCUGUGUAUACAAAACAGGUGUGGGGAGGAUUUCCACGUAGAUCUUGACAUUCACUAUGUAGCCAACACUGGAGAGAGAGUCUGUAAAUAUGCUAUGUAUGAUAAAGGCUUAAGUCAGAUAUCACAACUUCAAGUCCAUCAGACCGCCCACUCUAUAGACAAAACAUAUAGAUGGGAGGCAUGUGAUGGAAUAUUUAAUCUGAAUUCUGGUCUUCAUCAGAAGAUUCACACUGCGGAGAAACCAUAUGAAUGUGAGGUAUGUGGUAAAGGCUUCAGUAAGGCCUCAAACCUUCAAGCUCAUAAGAGAAUCCCCACUGGAGAGAAACCCUACAAAUGUGAUGUGUGUGAUAAGAACUUCAACCAUAAUUCCCAUCUUCAAGCCCAUCGGCAAGUCCACAUAGGAGAGAAACCUUACAAAUGUGACACACGUGGCAAGGACUUCAGUUGGAUCUCUCACCUUCAGGGCCAGCAGAGAGUUCACACAGGAGAGAAGCCAUACAGUGAGACAUGCGGAAAGGGCUUUAGUCGGAGUUCACACCUUCACGACCAUCAGCGAGUCCACACUGGAGAGAAACCCUACAAAUGUGAUGUGUGUGGUAAGGGCUUCAGUUGAAGUUCACAUCUUCAAGCCCAUCAGAGAGUCCACACAGGAGAGAAACCAUACAGGUGUGAAGAAUGUGGGAAAGGCUUCAUUUGGAACUUAUAUCUUCAAGUUCAUCAGAGGAUACACACAGGAGUGAAACCCUAUAAAUGUGGCAUGUGUGGUAAGAGCUUCAGUCAGACCUCACAUCUUCCAGCCCAUCGGCGAGUCCACACUGGAGAGAAACCAUACAAAUGUUUUGCAUGUGGCAAGGGCUUUAGUAAGAGUUCCUGUCUUCAGGUUCAUCGGAGAGUUCAUAACGGUGAUAAAUUCAACACACGUGAUGAAUGUGGUAAAGGUGUUCUUUAAGACUUGGACUGCUCAUUUUCCUUAGAAAAUCCACGCAGCAGAGAGUAUUGAUUAAAUGUCAUGUUCUAA
Messenger RNA from Carlito syrichta (Philippine tarsier), 2197 nucleotides. RefSeq names its product zinc finger protein 233 (gene ZNF233). The record is from RefSeq and is a predicted model, not a curated record. Lineage: Eukaryota; Metazoa; Chordata; Mammalia; Primates; Tarsiidae. Gene Ontology annotation, biological process: negative regulation of transcription by RNA polymerase II. Gene Ontology annotation, molecular function: DNA-binding transcription repressor activity, RNA polymerase II-specific.